AUGGCGGCUCCGUCCCGGCCGGCGGGUGCCCUCUUCCGCAACCUCGCCCGAUCAAGUCGACGAUCAUUGGCUAUUCCAUUGCCAGCAAAUCGUAUCGUCGCAGCUACUACCACGACAUCACGUACUCCUCGAUGGCACUCUACCUCCUCCUCCUCCUCCUCCUCAGUCAACCCCGAUGAGGUAUCACACUUCAAUGCUCUCGCCGCCGACUGGUGGGACCCUCAUGGCUCCUCUCGAUUACUUCAUCUCAUGAAUCCUCUGCGCCAUGACUUCAUCCGCGAAUGUCAGCGCAACGACCCCGGUGCUCCCACUCGCGAUCUGAAAAUCCUCGACAUUGGUUGUGGUGGUGGAAUCUUUGCUGAAAGUGCUGCCCGUCUACCGACUACACGCCAUGUUACUGCCAUCGAUCCAACCCCCGAAGUCCUCGCUAUAGCACGCGCGCAUGCCCGCAAAGAUCCCGGUCUUCGCUCGAAGCUUGAGUACCGCCAGACGUCCAUCGAGAACCUACCUCUACCCGCGACACCACAAGAGGCCAACGACAUCGUAUCGCUGUUCGAGGUUAUUGAGCAUAUCGAUGCUCCAGGCGCAUUCUUGGAAAAGGUGCGCCCAUUUGUCAAGCCUGGCGGGUGGCUCGUCAUGAGCACGAUUGCGCGUACCUGGAUGAGCUGGUUCACCACCAACUUUAUGGCCGAAGAUGUUCUGGGUAUUGUUCCCAAGGGAACCCACGACUGGAACAAAUAUCUCAAUGAGGAGGAGCUAAGGACCUUCCUCGCAGGUCGAGGUUGGGGUCAUCCAAUGGUUCAGGGUGUGAUAUACGUUCCUGGACUUGGAUGGAAGCAGGUCAAUGGAAGUGAGAAGGUAGGCAACUACUUUUUCGCCGUACGUCGAUCUGAGGAGCCAUGA
Fusarium pseudograminearum CS3096 is the source of this 903-nucleotide messenger RNA. RefSeq lists its product as uncharacterized. The transcript has a single exon. Gene Ontology annotation, biological process: ubiquinone biosynthetic process. Gene Ontology annotation, molecular function: 2-methoxy-6-polyprenyl-1,4-benzoquinol methyltransferase activity. NCBI's taxonomy places the organism in Eukaryota, Fungi, Ascomycota, Sordariomycetes, Hypocreales, Nectriaceae. The record is from RefSeq and is a predicted model, not a curated record. The coding region runs from base 1 to 903 and encodes 300 amino acids.